Messenger RNA from Pocillopora verrucosa, 3476 nucleotides. RefSeq names its product peroxisome proliferator-activated receptor gamma coactivator 1-beta-like. The record is from RefSeq and is a predicted model, not a curated record. Gene Ontology annotation, molecular function: RNA binding; transcription factor binding. Gene Ontology annotation, biological process: positive regulation of transcription by RNA polymerase II. Gene Ontology annotation, cellular component: nucleus. NCBI's taxonomy places the organism in Eukaryota, Metazoa, Cnidaria, Anthozoa, Scleractinia, Pocilloporidae.
AGUUCAUCCGCGUGGUUUUAAGUCAAAAACACAGAUGAUUUAACUUCUUAUCGUAAAGCGGCGUUUUCUUCGGUCGGUUAUAAACUUCGUCAGUUUUAAAAAGUAAAUCUUAUGAAUUGUAAUAGAAAAAAUAUACAUAUGUAAAGAAGCAGUAUGCGAAAAAGUGAAGCCGUACAACUGCGUUUGGUGUCUUCGUGCCAUGAUGUACAAAGCGACUCGAAACAUAAGGAUUUCGAGUCCGCACCGAACUUUGUUGCCGGCAAAGUGUCUAGUUCUUCAAUUCAUGAAGUGUCUCAGAACGACAUCGAGAGAAAGGGAACUUCUUCGAACGAGUUAGAAGAUGGUGAACUUAUUGAAGGGAUUGAAGCUAAUGAUGUGAGCGCCUUACUGGAGCAGUUUUUAGAGUAUGAAGAAAAGCAAGGUUCAAUGGAUUGCUCCACACCUCAGCUUUCCUCUCUGAAAGAUACAUCUUGUGAAAUGCAGACUGUUUCAGACAAGAUCAAUUCAUUUGCUGAGAAACAUGAGCUGAAAUUUGACAUUCCAUGUGAUGUAGAAAAUAGGGGCUUACCUUCCCUUGCUGAGGAGAAUUCUGCACAUUUUCAUUCUGCUGAAAAUAAAGAAAAUCAAGAAGUUCAUGGAACGACGAGUGGUGGAUCUUCUCACAAUGAUGUAAAAGGACAGGAUGAAAAUUCUAAAACUGUUAAGAAUUCCCAUGUUGAUAAUCAUGCAACAGAUCACAACUAUGCCUGUAGUGGAUCUCCACUGAGAAAACCUAUUCAGUUGAAACCAGAAGAUGACAAUACUUUGAAAGAGUCUAUUCUGAAAUGUAGUCCUCAAAAGUCUCUGGACAUGGAGAAUCAUCAUCACUCUAUUUCUGAAGAAACUGGUCCAAACCGUUACUCACACAAGAGAAGGUUAAGCUGUGAUGAUCAUUCACCAGACAGAAAGAGGAGACUUCCAAAGCGCUAUAGAGGUGCGUACUGUGAGGAGAGCUGUGGUGGCGAAAGCAGUUGUGAUGAAGAGUAUCACUACAGGGAAAUGAGCACUGACAAAGAUAAAGACCAUAAGAGACAGAAUAGUUAUCGGAAGUUUAGUUACAGCUCUGAUGGAGACAGAAGUUGUUAUAAAGGAAGCAAUCGUAGACACAGCAUGUGCUCAAAUGACAGUUAUGAUGGACGAGAGUAUUCCAGUUCAGAUGAAGAGUGUAAGAAUGAAAGGACAUCCCGAUAUGAUCCUAGACGUUCUGAAUCUGACUGGCGGCGCAAGCAAUCAAGUGGUAGUGACAGAGAAGCAGACCAUCACAGGAGCCCUCACAACAGAAGAAGGAGGAGGAGGUCUCGGAGUAAAGACCCCACUGAAAAGAGAAAUGGUGUCACAAAGAACAAAACAUUCCAUGAUAUUGAAUUUGAAAGAAAACUAGAGUUCAAGUUUGACCAUAACAUCAGGAACACUGCAAAGGAAGAGAGGCGUAUUGUGUACAUUGGAAAAAUAUCCAACAAGACAACAAAAGAUGAUGUAUUCAGCAGGUUUCGUCCAUUUGGGCCAAUUGAAAAAGUUACUGUUCACUUCAGAGAGAAAGGGGACAACUAUGCUUUUGUGACAUUUUUUGAAACCUCCUCUGCUGCUGAAGCUAUUGAAAGGGGAAAUGAAGAUUCACGCCUUCCUGUCUUGGAUCUUUGCUUUGGUGGAAGAAGGAAAUUCUGUGGUGGUAGCUAUGUAGACUUUGACUCGAAUGCCAGUUAUCUUGAAGAACAGGAGCUGAGCCGACCGCCAUCAUCAGAUGAGAUGGAUUUUGAUGCCCUACUUAGAAUGUCACAGAAAAGUUUAAAAAGCAGAAAGGAAUCUUGCAAGGGAAGAUAUAUGUACUAAUGUAGAGACAAAGAUGCUGGUUGUUAAAGCUGUGUCAUUAGAUGUCAAGAUAGUGGUUGAGGUAGAUUCACUGGUCAUUACUUGGUCCGUAUUUUGUUAUAUGGAGUGUUUACUAAGAAAUGCUCAUAACUCUUGUAUUUUUAUGCAUGAAAAUUAGCAAAUUCAAAAUAAACAAUUUUGGUGCGAGUGUUGUGUAAUAAACUACUAACUAGCUUUGCUUGCUCAAGCUGUACUGAGAAAUAUUGGCCCCGGUUUGUUUUUUACAGACCUCACUGAGCUUGGUCCUUAUUGUCAUGAUCUUGGGUCAAUAUUUCCCAGUUUGGCCCUCAUACUCGGUUAGUAAGAAGUUAAUAGUUUCACAGGGAGCAGAGAAGUCAUAUUUGAAUGUAUUCCUUGUAAAAUGUCUAAUGGCUGCCAAACUUGAUCUUAUUAAAUUGCUUUAUAUAAAUGCAGUCAUAUUACAAGGUUUUUAAAAUUAUAUCCACUUUAGAUCACACAUUACUUCCUGUGAGUCCACUUCCACACCACUUAAUUUGUGCUUAACAAGGAAAGCUUCUCUUUCCAAGUGGGUCUAGAAUGGAUCAUUAUUGGGGGUGGAAUUUUAACAGACAUGCAGUGCAAUUGCAUUUUAUAUAUGCCGAGUCAGUGAGAUUGACUCAAACAGUAUUUUGGUAGUAAAUUUGGCUAGAAAUAUAGUCAACUAAAGCUCGUGUGUUCUCACUGAAACAUUCAAGAAUUUAAAAUGUAGACUCAAUGUUAUGAACUACAAACUCAAUACAAUAUUAAUACAUAAUUCUCAAUUUUGUACAGUUCACAUUAAAGGACCUUGAAGUAUUUUUGACAAAUGAUAUUAUUUUCAAUCUAAUAAUUGACACAAUGUGGAAGAAAUUUUGUGAUGAGUGUACAUGAAGUGUAGAAAUAUUGACAUAACUGAAAGACGAUCAGUUUUAAAAUUUUCAGACUACGAUCAAUUUUCAUCCAGUAUUGAAUUCAUAAGCAAAAAACAAGUAAGCUACAUUAUAAGUGUAUUUUGUGGCAGUAGAAAGUACUAACAUUGAGCGUUUAAUCUGUGCAGAUGAAUUUAAUGCCAGAAUUUAAAAUUUUUUUAUGGUAUCAAAAUCUCAGUGAUUAACAAUUACAUCUUUCAACAUUCACAAGAAAUUUUUUAAUUAAUUCUGGUAAAUGCACUGGAUUAAAGGUUUUCUUUUUUUGAUAAACUAGACAUUAAGUUUAACUGAGUUAAAUAGUUACCUUGAAUUGAACACCACAGUUUUGUUGACACUUUAUUUUUUAUCUGCAACUGUUGUUGAAUUUGAAUACUAUAUAUUGGUUCUUGAGAAGUAUUUCCUAGCUAGAUAUCCUAUAUGAGGGAUUUUUAGUCUCUAGUCAACAUGUACAUGUACUGAGUGACAAUCGUGUAGUUAUAGAAAAUAUGUCAAAUUUAAGUUUACUAAGGACAGUGCUAAACCUUUUUCACUGAGAUAACCGUUGGACAAAUAAAUAUUAGAGAAAGAGUAGGAAAGGAGAUUCUUGUUUAACAAUUUAGAUCAACUCUGUGUUUUGAACCUUCAUUGACAUCAUGAGAAUGAAGUGUAUGUGCUGACUGA